AGAGAGAGAGAGAGAGAGCCCUGGCGUUCUCAGACAGACACUCAUCGCUCGCUCUCUCACUGGCUGGGUGGACAGAGCUGUGGCGCAGGAGGAGAGGAGCACAGAGAGGACACGCUGCCCGAUGAGAGAGAGGGGACCAGAGGAACAGCCUGUCUGCACAGGAGGAAGAGAAUACAUAAAAUAAUAGGGCAAUAUCCAAAGGAGGGAAAGAGAGUGAGAGAGAGAGAGAGAGAGAGAGAGAGAGAGAGAGAGAGAGAGAGAGAAUGCACACAUCUACUUCAUGGGAGGAGGAGGAGCCCGGUUGGGGGUGGAGCUGAGAAGGAUUGACGGACAUCAGCACAAGAGGAGGAGGAGCGUGAGGGCAAGUUAAUGAAUUUGAUUUGGAGAGAAGUAUUUUUAGAAAAGGAAGAAAACAAGAGGAGCGUUACGAUUGGAAAUGCCACAGUUCUGAGGGAGAGAAACAGAGAGUGAAAGAAAACUGGAACGAUAGAAUGAGCGAGAGAGAGAAACUAGGAUCUGAGCGUGACUGAACAGAUUUUCUGGUCAGGUUUCCCACAGGGAAACACAGUGUGUGUGCAUGUGCUCCCCUCUCAGUGUGAAUGAGUGUUUGCGUGCGUCUGGGACUAAGAAGCGUCUGCUCCUCGCACAAGACGGGCUCACCGUACAUUAUCACCCGCAGGACACAACACCCGCUCCCCCAGUCAAGAGAGGAGGAGAAGAGAAAGGACAAUGGAGGGGGGAAUAGGGAGGGAGUGAAAGAGUGACAGAUGGGAAGGCUGGAAAUCAAGAAGAUAAAAGUGAGCUCACAAAAAAAGCCGGAGAAGAAAUUAGUGAGGUAGACUCACAAAGGCAAUUAGUGAUGCGCGGCUGCUCGUUUUAGCGGUGUCAUGUAAACAAGUCCAGCCUCUGGCCGUGGUGGUGUUGGAGGGUUAGCAGGUUGAACGAGGCUGAGCAUCACUGAUCGAAGCGGAGCGACGGCAAAGUCCCAAAAGACAGCAGCCUCGGUCGGCAGAGAGAGGAGCGCCGACAGAGCAGAGGGAACCGGCAGGACGAGCCGUUCUUUGACAGACGGCACCAGAUAGAACCACAACAGACCCACUGCUCUCUUCUUUAACCUUCCGUUCUUUCAUUUUGUCUGUUCUUCUCAGCUCAUCUUGCCUCUCUCUCCUCUAGCACUCACUCCACCCACUCUCUUCUCCCUCCCUAUCCUUUUCCCUCUCCCUCCCUCUCGCUCUCUAGCUCUCUCUCUCUCCCUCUGUCUCUUCCUCUCUUGCUCUGUGUUACACUAACUGGUGCGGAUGCUGGAGUCGCUCAUGUAGAAGCUGCAUCGCUUGGUGCAUAUUUGCAUGGCUGAUUGUAUUUUUUACUGCUGAGUUGGGUGAGUGGACUUUCAGGUCAAGGGAACCAGAUGGACUGAGUGGGAGAAGCCCAACAAGUAGCUAAAGAGUAAAACAGGACACCAACAACAACAAACAGAAGACACUGUGACAGAGAGAGAGAGUUAGUAUGUGUGUGUGUGAGUGAGGUUGUGUGUGAGGAGCUUGUACGGAUUGUGUGUAACAGCAGAGUCAGAUAAGCACAAAUCCAGGUGUGGAUUACAUCAGUGGGGAUAUCGGUGCCCUGGAGCUCCAUGUGGGGCCCAGCCCCUGAGGCCUGGCUGGGAGAUGAAGCCUUUCUCUCGGCACUAGGAGCGGUGUGGGCAGCCAUGGCUCUGGAGGGGCGAUGUCUCCAGCGGGGAUCCCCAGCCGUGGUGAGGAGAGGCCGCCGGCGCCUCCCUGCAAGGCCAGGCCUGUCCUCAAUCACCUCCAACCUGCUGGCUGCGACAAGUCUGCAUGGCCUCAGGCAUGUGUGUGUGUCCGGUGGCUCCAUAGGCCGUCGGGGCUUCUGGCUGCUGGCCCUGUGCACCUCAUUGGGCCUGCUCCUGUCCUGGUCCUCCAACCGUCUGCUCCACUGGCUCUCUUUCCCCACCUACACACGGAUCCACACAGAGUGGGCCAAGGAGAUGGCCUUCCCCACAGUCACUAUCUGCAACAACAACCCAAUCCGCCUCUACAAGCUCACCAAAAGUGACCUGUACUUUGCUGGCCACUGGCUGGGCCUACUGCUGGCCAACCGGACGGUGAGACCCAUGGUGCUGGAUUUGCUGCAGGAGGACAGCCAGGCCUGGUUCAGCAAACUGUCUGACUUCAGGCUGUUCCUGCCCCCCAGAAACUUUGAGGGCAGCAACCUGGAGUUUAUGGACCGGCUGAGCCACCAGCUAGAGGAAAUGCUUCUCUCCUGCAAGUACCGAGGAGAACCAUGCGGUCCCCAGAACUUCACCUCUGUGUUCACCAGGUAUGGAAAGUGUUACAUGUUCAACGCAGCGGAGGAGGGGAAGACGCUGCGGACCACCAUGAAGGGAGGGACGGGGAACGGCCUGGAGAUAAUGCUGGACAUCCAGCAGGACGAGUACCUACCCGUGUGGGGCGACACAGAGGAGACAGCGUUCGAGGCGGGAGUGCGGGUGCAGAUCCACAGCCAGGCAGAGCCGCCGUUCGUCCACGAGCUGGGCUUUGGCGUUGCCCCGGGCUUUCAGACCUUUGUUGCCACUCAGGAGCAGAGGCUGACCUACCUGCCUCCUCCAUGGGGAGAGUGUGAGUCCAAGGCCCUAGACUCUGGCUUCUUCCAGGUCUAUAGUGUGACAGCUUGCAGGAUCGACUGUGAGACACGCUACAUCGUGGAAAACUGUAACUGCAGGAUGGUGCACAUGCCCGGUGAUUCUCCAUUCUGUACCCCUGAACAGUACAAAGACUGUGCAGAGCCUGCCCUUGCCAAGUUGUCAAUGCUGGAGAGUAGCAACUGCAUCUGUAGGACACCAUGCAACAUGACACGCUACAACAAGGAGCUGUCCAUGGUCAAGAUCCCCAGUAAGACCUCAGCACGCUACCUGGAAAAAAAGUUCAACCGCUCUGAGAAAUACAUCACGGAUAACAUCCUAGUUCUGGAUGUGUUCUUUGAGGCCUUGAACUAUGAGACCAUUGAGCAGAAGAAAGCCUACGAAGUGGCAGGCUUACUGGGUGAUAUAGGUGGUCAGAUGGGUCUGUUCAUCGGGGCCAGUAUCCUUACCAUCCUGGAGCUAUUUGACUACGCCUAUGAGGUGGUGAAGGACAAGUUGCUGGACCUACUGAGCCGAGACGACGAGGAGGAGAGCCACGGAGAGGACGUGAGUUCCUGUGACCCGAUGGCUAACCACUCGGAGGCCAUCAGCCACACGGUGAGCGUCCCCCUACAGACCACCCUGGGCACGCUGGAGGAGAUCGCCUGCUGAGCCCCCAGCCCAGCUCCACACACACACCAGGCAAGGCCACUGUGAGCCACCACCACACAGGGAGCAUAGUGAGCAGCAGCCUCUUCCAUAGGCUACCAGGACAGAAUGAUAGUGACUUUGGUGGGGAGGAUGGGUGGCUGGUCAGAGGAAAGGGUGGCUGGGUUGGGCUAGACUGGGCUGGACUGGGCCUCCCCUCCACACUGUUACUGCAGCACUAAUGGGGAUUAAGGAGCUGUCACCUGGACUUACUGGUGCUCUCUGUUACUGGAACUGUUACUGUACUGCUGGAGGAGGACAGCCACCUCCCCUCCUCCUCACGUGCUCAUCUACCUGACUCAUAGGUCUUCUCCAGUUCACAGACAGACAGACUGCACUGUAAACCUAACGGGAAGGGACUCAUCUCUGUCCUAGACAUGUGUAUUCACUAGUCACCCAUCGGUCAGUCCUGCCAGACAUUGUACCAUAACAGUUGCUGUGAACUGUCCAAGUUGCAUGCGCUGCUUCCUCUCGGAGACGGUUUCUCUCUUUGGUGAUGCUGAUUGGCUGACGCUGGACUGCAGUGUUGCUUUACUGUACAUUUGCCCUGUCUCUCUUUCUCUCUCUCUCUCUCUCUCUGUCUCUCUCCGUCUCUCUCCGGGGCCUAUGUGAUGAGGCCAGCUAUAGAAAUAGAAUGUAUAGAUUGAACAUGGUUCACUAUAACAUAUUUCAUAUGACACAUCCAUCUAAGGCAGUUUCAUUUUGUUGAUGCACUGUUUUCUUAGGCGGCAAGUUGUAUAUCUACGGGAAGGGCUGUUGGGACUGUAUUUGCAUUCAUAUUGGGAAAACAUGAGCAUUCUAAAGACUCAAUUCCAAAAUGACUGUUUUGCAUUCGGUUAUUUUCUUAGUUGUUUAAUGCAUCCGUUCUAUUGAUUCCACUCCUAUCAAUUUACCACAAGGUGAGUACCCCGAGGGAAGGCAAGGUACUGAGCUGCUUCUUAACAACAUAUUAAACAGGUGCCAUAUUCCUAUGUGUAAACUCAUGUAAAUGAUUAAACGCUUGCCUCUUGGCGGCAGCGCCUCAGUGGGGUAAAAGCACUCAUUGAUGACUGAGGCUGAGCCAAAACCAGAGAGGUGGAGUAUGACAUUGUUUACCUGGCAGGAUACAAGCAGAGUACAAAUGUCGCUCAUAAAUGAACAUGCUGGGGGGGGGUAUUUUCAUUUCAGCUGCAUGAUGUGGGUGUGUUGUCUGGUGAGAACUGACGGACUCCCAACUCAUCAUAGUUUACAUAAUGGACUUGGCCCUUACAUAGAGAUAGCCCAGCUAGAAAUUGAAUUGAAUUGAAAAUGGAAUUUCCAUGAUAAUCACGGUUCUAUUAAUGGAAAUAAUGUUUGGACGAUAAUAAUUGCACUGAUGUAGAUUCAGAUGAGGGGAAAUUAUCUUCUGAUUCAUUUGAGGAUACAGGGUGUGUUGUAUUGUGGUGUUAAUAUUGGUGUUGUAGUACGAAAAACCAAAACGGUACGAGACAGUGUUCUGUCCUGUCUACAGUGGAUAUGUUAUUGAAGAAGGACUUACAUGAACCGACUUAUGACUGGUUGACAUUUUGAUUUGACGCAAAUACAAAUUUGCUAACAGAGCAGGAUAAUAAUUCAAAUAAUCAAGCCCAACAUGUAAAGCCUGUCGUUUGCUGAAACGGUAGCCUGCAGACUUUGCCGGGACUAUUGUCCAUCUCUGACUGAAAGACACAAUCUUUGUCAAAUUGGAGGUGAUUUUAAGCCGAUAGCCCCAACCAAACACAUUUAAUAACCAGUUAAAAUCAAACUCACCAAACCAUGGGUGGUGUGAAAACCACAGGAGGUGUUUUUCUGUUCUCAAAAAAAGUGACAAAGGACUAUCCAAAACCAUGACAUGAAACGCUGACUGGUCUGAGUCCAACUCAAAAAGGAUUUGGUUUGCACUUUAUGUUUCGUUAACACCCCUCCCACCUAGUGCCAUCACACUAAAAAGGGGGGCCAUAUUGCAUCACUAUGAUAUGACGAGUACAUCCAUCCAGAGUAGCAUAUCAAUUAGCCAUGAUUAUCCAGACAGGCGGCAGGUAGUUAGCGUGUUGGGCCAUUAACCGAAAGGUCGCUGGUUUGAAUACCCAAGCCGACAAGGUGAAGAAUCUGCCGAUGUGCCCUUGAGUCAGGCAGCUAAACCUAAUUUGCUCCAGGGGCGUCGUACUGCUAUGACUGACCCUGUAAUACAACACAUUUGACUGCAUCUAUCCGGUGUAUGUGACAAAACUUCUACUAUGUCAUCGUUAUAAUGUACAGUACAGGUGGGAAUGAUCUCCAAGUGCUUUGUGAACUAUGAUUUCCUGUCUGUUGUUGACCUGCUGUGUGUAAUUUAAUCUCUCAUGUAUGGCUUAUCAUGUCUCCUUUAGCAGUGACCUCAGCCAUCUCCAGGGGUGGACUUGCCAUCUGGCAUUUGCCCGAAAUGCCAGAUGGGCUGGUUCAUUUUUAGCCUAGUGGGCCUGUCUAACAGAAAAUUGUUACUUUGCUAAAUUAUCAUUAUCGUGACCUUGAGGAAAAAUAUGGACCGGUGUGAGGACCUCAAGGAAAAACAUGGGCCGGUAUAUUGCAAAUGCAAGAGCCAAUUUCUGGUCCCAGUCCUCCCCUGCUUCUCACCUACUGUAUAGAUCUGUCCAUGGAGAGAGGUGAACUACUAUGGGACACAUACUGAGUCUCAGUGAAAAUGCCACUGGUUGUUUCUUCUCUUUUCGUUUCUAUUGUUAUUGCAGGACUGCUUUUUCAUUUUGUGAUGCAGCGUACAGUAUGUGUUUUUAAUGUGAAACGAUUAAUAAAAAAAAGGUUUUGCUGCGG
Molecule: messenger RNA, 6148 nt
Organism: Oncorhynchus kisutch (coho salmon)
Lineage: Eukaryota; Metazoa; Chordata; Actinopteri; Salmoniformes; Salmonidae
Product: acid-sensing ion channel 2
Exons: 10
Coding region: 1631-3307 (558 amino acids)
Biological process (GO): sodium ion transmembrane transport
Cellular component (GO): plasma membrane
Molecular function (GO): ligand-gated sodium channel activity
Source: RefSeq, a predicted model, not a curated record